AUGAGUAUUAUCAACUCCAACACCACGAACAUAGUCAGCCACUCGGUCGACGUCCAGACAGUGAAUGUAAACUACUCGACGGGCGAGGGAACAUUCUACUGCAGGGCACACGACCACUAUUACAAACACAACGAGAGGUCUGAGAACUGUCAUCCUCAUCAAUUCCGCAAAUCUCGCUUGGGCAGGAAGAUGUAG
Plenodomus lingam JN3 is the source of this 195-nucleotide messenger RNA. NCBI's taxonomy places the organism in Eukaryota, Fungi, Ascomycota, Dothideomycetes, Pleosporales, Leptosphaeriaceae. The record is from RefSeq and is a predicted model, not a curated record.